CGUAGGAUAGAUUUUUGUCACAUAACUGCAUGUUUCAUAGACAAUAAUUCAUACACUGAUUUGAACUAUAAGUUGCAAGUGCUAAGUGUAAGAGUGUUGGUGAAUAAAAAGGUUGUACAUAAUUUUAUUUACAGCUUGUAUUUCAUUUCCGUAAGUUGAAAAAUUAAUAAAUUUAUAUUAAGUUAAAAAAUAUAUUUGAUGAUUUCCAUUCCACCUGUGAAAUUCCUUUCGGCGGAUAUGACGGUGAGUUUAUCAGUUCUAUUUUUAAAAUUAAUUUGUUAUUCGUACAAUUUUUCAUUGUUUUUUUUUCUCUAAAAUACCAGGUAAUACUUCCUUGAGGAAGAAAUCAAGACACCGAUGGCUAGAAGCAGUAUGGAGAUCCAAUUGUGAAGAAAAUUGCUCGGAUCCACCACAGCGAUACACAUCAUAAUUAUAAUGUUCCGCUCGGGGUGGUUGUGGGGUAUGCUGGUUGUAUCGAGCUGUUGGGCGAGCCAGUACGAUAACGGCGGCGAGAAGAACUCGCUAGGCGCGACUGGAACCAGCGAAAACACGACCGUCAGACUCGAAGCCAUAGAGGGAACUCUGUAUUACAGAGUGAUUAAGGCAGAAAAAAGUCCUCAAUGGUUCCCAGAACGGGAGUUGAAGCUAGACAGCUGCGUCAGGAGAGCCCAGUGCGAACCUUUGACCAAAACCACGUGCUUGGGAGUUAGGUUACCAUACAAUAGGACAAGCGUCCGCCUGACCUUCUACGACAGUCAGUACAAAAUACAAAACCAACUGGAGCUGUACAGGGAGUUGAUAAACGUUCCUAAAUGCUGGGCGGUUAUACAGCCACUGCUCUGUGCUACGUUCAUGCCCAAUUGCGAGAGUAUUAACGGGCAGGACAUGGUGCACCUGCCAUCGUACGAGAUGUGCAAAAUAACUAUGGAGCCGUGUGCGAUCCUGUAUAACACCUCAUACUUUCCGUCCUUUCUGAAAUGCAACGCCACAUUGUUCCCGCCGAAAUGCGAGAACGCUGCCAGGGAGAUGAAAUUCAACACGACCGGUAAAUGUCUACCGCCGCUUAUACACACGGACAAACGACAUCACUUUUACGAAGGUAUAUCGGGCUGUGGCGUACCUUGCCGCGAUCCCCUGUACACGGAGGACGAGCACGCGCAGAUCCACCGUCUGAUCGCAUGGGGCGCGGGUUCAUGUCUAGCGCUCAACCUGCUCACCGUGGCCACCUUCCUUAUAGACUGGCGCAGCGCUAAUAAGUACCCCGCGCUCGUCAUAUUCUACAUCAACGUGUGCUUCGCGGUAGCGUCCAUGGGUUGGCUGGUACAAUUCGGAGUGGGUUCGAGGGAUGAUAUAGUUUGCUCGAAAGAUGGCACUAGACGCCAAGGAGAGCCUUCAGCUGAAGAGAAUCUGUCUUGUGUUGUUGUCUUUGUAUUGGUUUAUUAUUUCAUGAUGGCGGCAUGCGUUUGGUUCGUGAUAUUCACGUACGCGUGGCACAUGAGCUUCAAAGCGUUGGGUAAAAUUCAAGAUCGUAUAGACAAGAAGGCGGCAUAUUUUCACCUGGUGGCGUGGUCCCUACCACUGAUACUCACUAUCACGACCAUGGCGUUCGGUGAGAUCGACGGUAACAGCGUAACCGGCAUCUGCUUCGUGGGUUACGUCAACCAUCCGAUGAGAGCGGCCUGGUUGUUGGCACCACUGUCAGUAGUAUUGUUACUCGGCGGUUAUUUCCUACUGAGAGGUGUGUUCUCCUUGAUAGCGGUCCGCGUGUCCAGUAAGGACGUGAUCUCUCCGCGUGCCUCCAACAAGAUCCGUCAGACUAUCACCCGGUGUUCGUUGACCGCUGCCCUGGUGGCCGUGUUCAUCUGCGUCACGUUCGCGUGUCACGUGUACGAGUUCAGAAACGCCGAGGCUUGGAAGGAAGCGUUCAAGAAUAACAUCAUCUGUCGCCUAGAGUCGUGGCGUGAUCCGUCACUGGCUGGCCGCGAGUGUUCGCAAGGCGCUCGUCCGUCUGUGUCGGUGUUACAACUACGCCUACUGUGUUGCUUCGCGUCGGGAGCGCUAAUGGCCUCGUGGACUUGGACGCCCGUAGCCGCAGCCGCCUGGAGACGAUAUAUGGCCAAGAAAUGUGGUUGCUCUGUAGAAGCCGAUAUGACGCGGCGUGCUCAUAAACACGAGCUGAUAGCGCGCGCGUACAGGCGGCGCAACGAGUUCAUUACUAGAGGUAGACUUUCCAUAUCGCUCGGAGGUUCCAGGCAAGAUCCCGUGGGCUUCUGUUUGGACAACUCGCCCGCUGAUUACCCGGAAGACGCCAAACAUGAGAGCGGCGAGUUGUCGUCGUCGUGGGCAGCGAACUUGCCGCGUUUCGUCCGACGUCGCGACGCCCUAGUGCUGCCUCAACACGCGCACCACUCGCACGACAUGUCCUCCACUCCGGACCGCAGGAACUCACAAGACUCACAAAUAAGCAUCAGCCUCCGCCACGUGUCCGUGGAAUCGCGCCGUAACUCGCUCGACAGUCAACUUUCGGUGAAAAUAGCUGAAAUGAAGACUAAGGUCGGACGGCGGCGGACAAAACACAGUAAAGCCAAACGUAAACGAGCUUCAGUGCGUAAAGAAAGUACUCCCUCGAUUGAAAGCCAGAUAAGUCGGUACUGGUUACAAGCGGUCGCAGCCAACGCGGACCCCUCGCGCGAGGAGGUCAAAUUUAGUUUCGACUGAAAAACGUGACCCUCGUUCGUUAUUGUCUCAGCGGCUGAGUGAAUAAUGAAACGUCGACAUACAUAUCGAUCGGAGCUUUGAUCUCGACUAUUUAAAUUUAUUUUGAAUAUGCAUUUACCGUCCGGAACGGAACAUACUAUUAGUAUGGCGGACGCGUUGUGUUUGAUUUUUGUAUUUUUAUACAUUUAUGCUAAUAAAUAUACAGUACAGUUUUGAUAAACCCUUAGUUUGUAAGAAGCAAAAGUUCAAAUGCUAUUUUCAUCCAGCCCAAAGGUAACAGUGAUUAAUUAAUAUUGUAAUUAGUUAUUAAUAAUAAUUAAAUGAUAGGAAUUUUUACAUUAUAUAAAGAUCGCCUGUGACGUUUUAUACACAAAUCUACAACAAGACUGAUUUGAAUCUCUAUUUUUGUUUUAACAAAUAAAUCCAAUGCUUAUUGUGUGCCAUAAAAAGUAUAGACACGAGGUCUUUUUGUACACCUGAGGAAUCACAUGAUGUGUUGUGAAAAAUUUUACUGAAAUCAAAUCUAUUAAUUACUUAAUAAAGUAGUUUUAAUAUUUUCCUGAUGAGAACAUCAAAGUUAAAACGAGGUAUCCGUUUUUUGCGAUUGUACAAGGGUUGUGACUUCUAACGUUGUUUGUGUUGCAGUCUUCCAAUAGAAGUUACUAUGAAAUAAGUACAAUUAUAACUAAUGUCUACAUUUAAGAUUGAUUAUUCAAUACAAUUAAGUCUGUGCUAGCUUUAAAAUUGUAUGCUAAUAUUUUUACUUGUGACGUCUUUACAUGCUCUCCGAAAUAAAUAUUUAUAAAUGAAAAUUUA
Danaus plexippus (monarch butterfly) is the source of this 3534-nucleotide messenger RNA. Its product is annotated as protein smoothened. Bases 436 to 2718 code for a protein of 760 amino acids. NCBI's taxonomy places the organism in Eukaryota, Metazoa, Arthropoda, Insecta, Lepidoptera, Nymphalidae. Gene Ontology annotation, cellular component: plasma membrane; mRNA cleavage and polyadenylation specificity factor complex; cilium. The transcript is spliced from 11 exons. The record is from RefSeq and is a predicted model, not a curated record. Gene Ontology annotation, molecular function: transmembrane signaling receptor activity; patched binding. Gene Ontology annotation, biological process: smoothened signaling pathway; commissural neuron axon guidance; positive regulation of smoothened signaling pathway.